AUGGCAUGCCCCUUGAGAAAAGCUAUUGCAGUUUGCUCCAUUUUCAGGAAAAGCUACUCUUCCUUUGUUGAUGUGGCUUCAAAUGCCUGUAGAUUGACCUGCAACAGAAGGUGUACUGUCUUCUCGAGAACAAAGUCCUCGAUUUCAUAUGAAAACUCUAAACCUAGAGGUGAGCUGUUUCCUCGGCAGUUCUGUUCAAGUAGAGAGCCAGAGACGUUAUCUUGGGGUGUGUCAUCUGACAUUGUUUUGCUGGGAAAGCUUGAAAGUGCAUUGAAGAAUCACAACUUGGAGGAGGCUUGGGAAACCUAUAAGGAUUUUAAACGUCUUUAUGGUUUUCCUGACCCCUCUCUUGUAGGUAGGCUGCUCACUGAGUUGUCGUACUCAUCUGAUUCUAGGUGGCUCCGAAAGGCAUACAAUAUGGUAGAUUCUAUUUUGAAAGAGAAAAGGGAGUUACUACGUACAGAGUUAAUGACCAAGCUCUGCCUAUCGUUGGCUAGAGCUCAAAUGCCCAUUCGAGCAUCAUCAAUUCUCAGGCUGAUGUUGGAUAAAAGAAUUCUCCCACCAAUUGACAUGCUAGGGAUGAUAAUAUUUCACAUGGUGAAGACCGAGGGUGGAAUGAUUCUGUCAUCGAAUAUUUUGAUCGAGAUUUAUGGUAGCUCUCAACAAUUAACCACAAAGAAGUCAGCUUACUUAGAGAUUAAUAAGAAUGAUACACUUGUUUUUAAUCUUGUUCUUGAUGCUUGUGCAAGAUUUGGAUCAUCCAGUAAAGGCCAUCAGAUUAUUGAGUUAAUGGCUCAAGUUGGAGUGGCAGCUGAUGCUCAUACUAUUUCAGUUAUUUCUUUGAUUCAUGAGAUGAAUGGUAUGCGAGACGAAUUGAAGAAAUUUAAGGAGCAUAUAGAUCAGGUUUCAGCAACAUUGGUCCCCCACUAUCGGCAAUUCUAUGAAAAUCUCCUGAGUUUGCAUUUCAAGUUUAAUGAUAUAGAUGCUGCUUCUGAUCUUGUACUGGAUAUUUAUAGAUUUCAAGAGUCUCAUCACAUGCAUGGAGAUGAGGCACAACCACCUAAACCGUGCCUUGUUUCUAUCGGCUCCGAUAAUCUAAGGAUGGGAUUCAAACUACGAAUUUUUCCUCAUUCAUUAUCAAGGGAGUCUGUUUUCAAUGUGGGACAUAAUCAGGCGUUUGUUAUGUAUAAGAAUGGGAAACUUAUCCUUAGCAACAAAGCGUUGGCCAGGCUUAUCGUACGGUACAAGAGGGAUGGGAGAAUUAAUGAGCUGUCAAAGCUUCUCUGCAAUAUCCAGAGGAAAGGCUUAUUUGAAUCCAGCAGAAUGUGCUCUGAUGUGGUUGCUGCUUGCAUUUGCAUGGAGUGGCUCGAAACUGCUCAUGAUAUUUUGGAUGAUUUGGAUUCUGAAGGAAGUCGGCUAGGCACUAGUUCAUACAUGUCUCUGUUGACUGCAUAUCGCAGUAAAAAUAAGCUAAGGGAGGCAGAGGCACUACUAAAGCAAUUAAGAAAAUCAGGUGUUGUCAUAAAUGCAUCUGAUCCGUUGUUAACUCCUGCAUCUAUGUGUAAACUGGAAGAUAAAAACAUCGCAAAGUUGAAAGAAUUAGGCUCCAUGGCUAAAGGGGAGUUGGCUUACCAUAUUGUUGAAGAAAUGAGGGGAGAAGAAAACGAGGCUUCUUUUAUGAUGCAUGAAUUAAAUUCUUCUAUCUACUUCUUUAUGAAGGCUCACAUGGUCGAAGACGCCAUAAGGGCUUACCGAAAAAUGCAGGCAAUGAAGAUCCAUCCUACAGAGUCAACUUUCAUGAAUCUACUUAAUGGGUAUUCUUCUUUAGGUAUGUAUCGUGAAAUUACAAUCUUAUGGGGAGAUAUUAAAAGGAUCAUGGACAGUCGUAAUAAGCUGAAUACCAGGGAUUUAUACGAGUUCUUGCUGUUGAAUUUUCUUCGAGGUGGUUAUUUUCAAAGGAUGAUGGAGGUUAUUGAUUUUAUGAAGGAGAAUG
Nicotiana tabacum (common tobacco) is the source of this 1993-nucleotide messenger RNA. Its product is annotated as pentatricopeptide repeat-containing protein At4g17616. The record is from RefSeq and is a predicted model, not a curated record. Gene Ontology annotation, molecular function: protein binding. NCBI's taxonomy places the organism in Eukaryota, Viridiplantae, Streptophyta, Magnoliopsida, Solanales, Solanaceae.